This is a messenger RNA of Ananas comosus (pineapple), 3060 nucleotides long. Its product is annotated as G-type lectin S-receptor-like serine/threonine-protein kinase At4g03230. Gene Ontology annotation, molecular function: protein serine/threonine kinase activity; ATP binding. The transcript has 7 exons. The record is from RefSeq and is a predicted model, not a curated record. The coding region runs from base 418 to 2910 and encodes 830 amino acids. Gene Ontology annotation, biological process: protein phosphorylation; recognition of pollen. NCBI's taxonomy places the organism in Eukaryota, Viridiplantae, Streptophyta, Magnoliopsida, Poales, Bromeliaceae.
GUGGCGAAACCGUCUCGAGCCGCGGCGGCGGGUUAGGGUGUCUUCUGAUCCCGUUCUCUUCCUCUUCCUCCUCUUCUUCUUCGUCCUCUCGAAGUCGUUGGUAAUGGCGCGUAGAAUUUUCUUUGGACCCCACGGAUGGAGGAGACCAAUAUCUGGGUCAUCGUUCUCCGUAAAGGACGCGAGUGUGGUAAGGAAAAAGGGUCCCUAUCCAUGGAGACUUAAACAAACAAAGAAAGUUUAAUCAUUUAUCUGACCCUUCCCUUGGACUAAAGCAGGAAAUGGUGAAUUGCGAACAUCUCAUCAUCUUCGCCCCAGCCAAUGGUUUGACUAUUAGCUCAACGAAGAAGAAGAAGCGAAAAUCACCGCAAGAUCUUCGGCAUUUGGCCUUAAUAAGUCGGCUCGAUCUUGGAUUCAUCCAUGGUAAGAAGCAGCAGCAGCAGCUUUACUCUGCUUCAUCUGAUUGGUGUAUUUGCUUUGACAUCUCGAUGUUCGUGUUCGACGACGGACUCUCUGUUAGCGAACCAAUCGCUUCCGGACGGCAAAACACUGGUUUCCGCAAGCGGAACCUUCCAGCUCGGCUUCUUUAGCCCCGGCAAUUCCGCAAACCGAUACGUCGGAAUAUGGUUCGACCAAAUUCCGAGCCAAACUGUAGUGUGGGUCGGCAACAGAGGCAGUCCGCUGGUCGAUGCGACCGGCUCUCUUGUUGUCAACUACGACGGCGAUCUGAUGGUCGUGGACGGCAAGGGGAGUUCCACCACGUUGGGGUUUGGCUCCGGAAUGAGAGACGCAAAGGCCACCAUCUUGGACUCUGGCAAUUUCGUGUUGAGUGAAAGCGGCAAUUCGUCGAACAUACUGUGGCAGAGCUUUGAUGACCCUACUGAUACCUGGCUCCCCGGCAUGAAGAUCGGACUCUUCGGCCGGCAAAACCGGCUAUUAACUUCAUGGGCAAGCUCCGAUGAUCCUUCUCCGGGAGAUUUCUCUUUUGGCGUUGAUCCGCUCAGCUCGGACCAACUCUCCAUCUGGCGGAAGGAGAGGGUUUACUGGACCUCCGGAUUCUGGAACGGUACAAAACAAAUCGGGAAUCCAUCUUCGACAAUUAGUUCUGUAUCUUUUGAAUUUGUCUAUCGCGACGAAAUCGAGAUAUACGUCACCUACACUUACGAUAGUAAAGACGUUCCAUCUAUGUUCGUGAUUGACUCAGCGGGACAAAUCCAGUGGCUAACAUGGAUAAAGGAUGAUCAGGGGUGGCUUCUAUCUUGGGCUCUGCCAAGGUCCUACUGCGAUGUGUAUAAUGCUUGUGGAUCAUUUGGCGUCUGUGACUCAUUAGGAUCCCCCCCUUGUUCGUGCUUGACAGGUUUCGUACCAAAGUCUCCGACAGAUUGGAAAAAUCUAGCUUUUACUGGGUGCCCUAGGAUGGCAAAUCUACAAUGUGGGAGUAGCGGAGAGAUCGAUAGAUUUGUUGAGACAUCCAAUAUGGUUUUUCCUCUGAAUCCACAAGUAUUUUAUGUUGGGAGGGCCGAAGAAUGUGAAUCAGAAUGCCUGAAUAACUGUAAUUGUACUGCUUAUGCCAUGUUAGCAACGUGCAACUUGUGGGAGGGAGAACUUAUGAACUUGAAGGUACUUAAUCCAAGCGAUUACAAUGAUUCCAAAGUUGCUAACGGAACUAUUUAUAUCCGUCUUGCUGCAUCAGAGUUUGCAUCUGCAGGGGACAAGAGGAAGAAGAGGAAGAAGAGGAAGAACCUUAUUGUUGGUAUCACAACAACUCUCUCGUUUCUCAUCUUUUGCUCUCUGUUGUGUCUUAUGUGGACCAGAAGACGCAGAAAUAGAGGGAGAAAGAAAUCGUAUGGUCAACAAUCAGUAAUCACUUUCGGCACUACUGAAGCAAUUAGUCUUUGGGAAACUGAGGAGAGGGGAUCUCAAUUCUCCAUGUUUGAUUUCUCUCGCAUUAGCAAUGCCACAAAUAACUUUUCAGCUGAGAACAAACUUGGAGAGGGUGGGUUUGGACCUGUCUACAAGGGCUUGUUGCCAGGGGGGCAGGAUAUCGCAGUUAAAAGACUUGCUGCACAUUCAGGACAAGGUCUAGUGGAAUUUAAGAAUGAGAUUCUACUUAUAGCCAAGCUUCAGCACAGAAAUUUGGUUAGGCUCCUGGGUUGUUGCAUUCAAGGAGAAGAAAAGAUACUCGUCUACGAAUACAUGCCAAACAAAAGCUUGGAUUUCUUCCUCUUCGACAAAACGGCAAGAACACUACUAGAAUGGAGAAAGCGUUUUAACAUAAUCGAUGGGAUAGCUCAGGGCCUUCUUUAUCUUCACAAGCACUCUAGACUGAGAAUUAUUCACAGGGAUCUGAAAGCCAGCAACAUUCUCCUGGAUGAAGAGAUGAAUCCAAAGAUAUCAGAUUUUGGCAUGGCAAGAAUAUUUGGCUCAAACGAAACACAAGCCAACACAAACAGGGUUGUUGGAACUUAUGGUUAUAUGUCUCCUGAAUAUGCAAUGGAAGGUCUUUUCUCUGUCAAAUCUGAUGUCUUUAGCUUCGGGGUCUUGCUUCUGGAGAUUGUAAGCGGAUUGAGAAAUGCAGGCUUUCACCAAUAUGGCAAUUCUCUCAGCCUCCUUGGUCAUGCAUGGGAGCUGUGGAGAGAAGGCAGGUGGAUUGAGCUGGUGGAUGAAUCAUUAGGCGAAGGAUGUCCGGAGGAGGUGUUGAGAUGCAUUCACGUGGCACUCACAUGCGUUCAGGAGAACGCCGUGGAUCGGCCGACCAUGUCGGAGGUCAUUGCGAUGCUCAGCAGCGAGAAUGCAUCCUUGCCUGAUCCUAAGCAGCCUGCCUUCAUCACCGUCAGAAUCGCAGUUGAAACCAACACGGAUGGGGCCUGCUCUCCUAAUGUUGUGACUGUCAGUGUCCCAGAAGGUCGAUAGUUCGAGUCUGCGCAUAGUGCAGAUUGUUUAGUGAAUAUGCACACUCAACAAAUUUUGUUGGGACACAUGUACGGACACAUUCUGCAAUGAAUUCGAGGGUAUAUUAUGAUAAUUCAAAUUUACAGGGCUACAGAAGUAGACAAUUGUUUU